Messenger RNA from Tremella mesenterica DSM 1558, 615 nucleotides. RefSeq lists its product as uncharacterized. Bases 1 to 615 code for a protein of 204 amino acids. The record is from RefSeq and is a predicted model, not a curated record. The transcript is spliced from 2 exons. Lineage: Eukaryota; Fungi; Basidiomycota; Tremellomycetes; Tremellales; Tremellaceae.
AUGUCCACACCUUAUGGAUCGUUACCGUUACCUACCGUAAACUCAGGGUCAAACCCAACAAACGAUAGUGCCACACCCAAUACAGUACGUCUCCUCUUCGAAAAUGGAUGGGAUGGUCUGGUGCCAAUAGAUGACCCAGAAUCCUUCGAACAAAAGGCGAAUUCCUUGUCUUCUCAUCCUGCUCCAGAUGUCAUCCUCUAUGCACGGAGAGGAGUCGGAGGAGACAAAGAAUCCACUGUUUGGUCUGUAUGGACCCUCAGCAAUGCCUCAACGAGGACAUUUUGUUAUUGCUUGAACAACGCUUGGGAAGGGGACCGCUGUUGGACCAAGAGACCUAUAACACCGACGAGGCAGAGGUUGUCUCCUACUGUUAGCAAUGUGGCGGAGACUCGAGUCCCCGGGAAGGUGUCGUUCUUCUUGGAUGAUCCGGAGGGGUUCUUACAUCAAAUUCGCGAGGCUACUUUAAGGAAAGGAGAGAAAGUCAUUGCCCAGGGAAGGUUGGAAUUGCGAGAUGGAUCAAAUCAGGCUAAUAAGAAGGUGUCAACAGAAUGGAUACCAGUCUGGGGGAAGACUUGGUCACCUUCCGAUGCCAAGAGUGUGAGCCAAUCAGAAUAG